AUGGCUUCAUUUUACAUCAACCCCAGCCCCGUCCUAUUAACUACGCCGCAACCCACGGCCGCAAAUAGUAGAUUCUCCGUUGCAUGCACUCCGCCGUCAUUCUGGCCCCUAGGAAUGGUCCAUCUCGCUCGUCAUAACGCACAAAAUGUACAUCUCGCACUGUCUCAAAUCUUCAGCAUAGACUCUAGGCGCAUGCAGUAUAUACUCUGGUUAUCCUCUUCAUGGCCCACCUAAGGACAUAGUGUCAAAUUGCUUUUUCUACUUUAACAUCUUGUUAAAUAGCAUCUUAACAAGUUCUAGACAAAACAUAAAGCCUUGAAUGAGGGUUGAUAGCUGAUCCUAGGGGCCCUCCCACACGGCAUUUUCCGAUAACCGACUGCGCACUCUAACCGCCCGUCGAACCCAAUCUAGACGUUUACACUUCUGGUCCAAACCAAUCAAUUCAGUAAUCGAUACUGCUCAUCUCCUUGAGACUCCUUCUGCCCUCAUUUAUGCACACUCAUACACUUAUACACACCCCAUAUACUACUCAUCAACAUCACUGAAGAAACGCUCCGAGGAUCCCAAUCGCAG
This is a messenger RNA of Periconia digitata, 573 nucleotides long. The record is from the annotation of a GenBank genome assembly. NCBI's taxonomy places the organism in Eukaryota, Fungi, Ascomycota, Dothideomycetes, Pleosporales, Periconiaceae.